AACAGGCGAUGCUCAGCCACCUGGCUUCGGCUUUGUGAGGACCCGUCAGAAAUCCAACAUGGCGGCAGCCAUACGUGUGUGUUGUGCCCUCCGCAUCGUUGCUGGAGGUGCAGCUCCUCUCCGCGCGGUAUCGGGCGACCUCCAUGGAUCCCAGCUACUCAGUCGAACGACCCCCGCACUUUCUCUUGUGCCUGCUGCGUGUUGGCAACAAAGCAGACAUGGCAGCUUCUUCAACAAGCUGACGGCCGAAGACCUUUGGAAAGGCGUGUUGGCCGAGUCGGGGGCCGGUGCCAGGAAGGGCAGAGGGAAGCGAACCAAACGCAAGCUGAGGCGGGAUCUUAACCGAGGCCAGACCAUCGGAGAAGGUCAAGGAGGCUUCCUGUGGCCCGGUUUGAAUGUGCCCGUGUUAAAAGACGGCACCGUGCAGAGUAUGAGCCGCAGAGGCCAGGCUGAGCAGCAGGAAGUGCAGGCUGAACUAGUGCGUCAGCGUGAUGAGUGGGAGAGGAAGAGGAAGAUGAAGGUGAAGCGGGAACGAGGAUGGACGGGGAAUUCCUGGGGCGGCGUCAGUCUAGGCCCCCCUGAUCCUGGACCUAAUGGAGAGACCUAUGAGGACUUCGACUCUCGGGUUAUCGAGGUGAAGAGCGUCUUCAACAUGACGGCAAAGGAGGGCAGGAAGAGAUCCAUCAGCUGCUUGGUUGCCGUGGGCAACGGCCAAGGCGCUGCAGGUUUCGCCUUGGGGAAGGCGGCUGACAGAAACACUGCGCUGAGGAAGGCGAAGAAUCGAGCCAUCCACUACUUGUACUACAUCGAACGAUACAACAACCACACCAUUUAUCACGACAUCGAAUCCAAGUUCAAAAGGACGACGCUUCGUAUGAAGAAACAGAACGAAGGUUACGGCCUUCACUGUCACCGCGCCAUCAUCACGUUGUGCAAGCUGAUCGGCUUGAAGGACAUAUACUGUAAAGUGGAAGGUUCGGUCAACCUCCUGAACAUCACCAGGGCGCUCUUCUCCGGCCUGGCCCAACAGGUAAUGGCACGCGCAUAUUCACAUCUUCGCAUAUACUGUAGUAUAGUAAGGCGAGGCAGCUGACUGAAAUGUAGUAUU
Messenger RNA from Hippocampus comes (tiger tail seahorse), 1108 nucleotides. RefSeq names its product 28S ribosomal protein S5, mitochondrial-like. Gene Ontology annotation, molecular function: structural constituent of ribosome; RNA binding. NCBI's taxonomy places the organism in Eukaryota, Metazoa, Chordata, Actinopteri, Syngnathiformes, Syngnathidae. The coding region runs from base 59 to 1093 and encodes 344 amino acids. Gene Ontology annotation, cellular component: ribosome. The record is from RefSeq and is a predicted model, not a curated record. The transcript is spliced from 11 exons. Gene Ontology annotation, biological process: translation.